AUGCUCACAUGCGUCGUCUUCGAACACAAGUCUCCAUCGAUCACACCCAAUUCACAAGGGAAAUACGAUUCAACGCUUGAGCAACCGAUUCGUCUGCCAGUAGUUCCGCCAACACUCAUCGGUGUCUGCCGCCUCAUCCAGAUUUACUACGUCCUUAGGAUAUGCUUGGUUGACGAGAAGGGCAACGAGAGCCUUCAUCUUGAAUUUCCUCUCACAGUAGCCACUGUUCCCUAUCGGAUACCAAACGCACCACACCCUGCGAUGGAGUACGAUGUUUGCGCCAACCAUGUCGAGGGAGGUAAAUAUGUGUCGCCAGAAUUUCGACUCGGUCAAGUCUACGAUGGAGAAGGCGAUCCCGAAGAGAGGGAAGAAGAGGUGGUUCUCUAUCGUCCUGUCUAUGCAAAACUGGCUGAGCGGCGAUUAACGUCGCCGUCCUCUGGGGCCAAGGAUUUCCGAUCGGGCUCGUUCACUCGAAUCGCCGACAGUAGUCAGUCGAUGAUCACCGAAUCAAACGGACGUCGUCGAAGUGUCAUCAAUUUCGUCGCCGGUAAUGAGCGAAAAACGUCAAGAGCAAAAUCUAGGAGGAGACGAAACCGAUGA
Cooperia oncophora is the source of this 600-nucleotide messenger RNA. Lineage: Eukaryota; Metazoa; Nematoda; Chromadorea; Rhabditida; Trichostrongylidae. The record is from the annotation of a GenBank genome assembly.